Megalopta genalis is the source of this 2248-nucleotide messenger RNA. It is a transcript of the gene rdgBbeta, whose product is annotated as cytoplasmic phosphatidylinositol transfer protein 1. Lineage: Eukaryota; Metazoa; Arthropoda; Insecta; Hymenoptera; Halictidae. Gene Ontology annotation, molecular function: phosphatidylinositol transfer activity; phosphatidylinositol binding. Gene Ontology annotation, cellular component: cytoplasm. The record is from RefSeq and is a predicted model, not a curated record. Gene Ontology annotation, biological process: phospholipid transport.
AACCACAAAAUUCCGUUGAACGGAUAAGGCGAGCGUGGUGGAAAAGUUAGGCGAACUGAAAAUUUAAGUAAAUUAUUUAAACACUCGUUAUAAUCGAUGGGAAAGCGUCCCAUUCGCUAGGAGUUUUCGUUCACGCGGUUCUAGUUACAACAGCCUUAUGGCUUUAAGGUGCCGGGCUUUAUUAUCGAUCAAAGGGUGAUAGAAGCUGACUUCGUUCUGCUCAAUUUUGUUUAUUGCCUCAUUGUUCUAGUCGUUGUAAAAUUGAUAUUUACAUGACAAUUUUACGAAAUUCGCGCCCGUUUCCUUGUGAGAAAGUAAAGUUUUCCCGGCGAGUACCAAGUUGAUGUUAUUGCGAAAGACUGACAAGUUUUAAUUGCGAAAAUGGUGUUAACGAAGGAAUAUCGUAUAUCCAUGCCGCUCACAACGACAGAGUAUCGCAUUGGACAGCUCUACAUGAUUGCAAGGCAUAGUCAUGAACAAUCUGCGAAUGAUGAGGGAGUUGAGGUGAUUCAGAAUGUGGAAUGUGAUGAUGCCGAGCAUGGGAAGGGCCAGUAUACAGAAAAGAAGAUCCAUUUGUCUAGCAAGUUACCAUAUUGGAUUCAAUCAGUUAUACCGAAGGUAUUCUAUGUAACAGAAAAGGCCUGGAAUUAUUAUCCCUAUACUAUUACAGAAUACACCUGUUCUUUCAUGCCAAAGUUCCAAAUAUCAAUAAGAACUCGAUACGAGGAUAACAAUGGGUCUACAGAGAAUUGCUUAGGUCUCUCCCCCAUUGAUUUGAUACACCGUGAGGUUGACUUUGUAGACAUUGCAUACGAUGAAAUCUCUGCGAAGCACUACAAAGAGGAAGAGGAUCCAAAAUUCUUUCAAUCCAAACGAACCGGUCGGGGACCGUUGGUAGAAGGUUGGAGGGAAACAAUACAGCCUAUAAUGUGCUCCUACAAAGUAGUUAACGCCUCGUUCGAAGUAUGGGGCAUGCAGACUCGCGUGGAAGACUUAAUUCAUAGAUGUAUAAGGGAUAUUUUGUUGUUGGGCCAUCGGCAAGCAUUCGCUUGGAUCGACGAGUGGUACGACAUGACCUUGGAUGACGUCCGAGAGUACGAGCAGAGGAUGCAGGCCGAGACCAACGAGAAAGUGCGACUCAGGAACCUGAACAACGAGAGAACUCCUAGCACGCCCUCGACACCGAGCACGUCAGUGCCAUCGUCGCCAGUACCGAAAACCCCCACACAAUCUAAUCGAUCAUGGUUCUCUUGGUCAUAGCCGGAGUUCUACGUCGUACGACUUAGGAAUACGUUAGCCUACCUAGGGAUUGAAAUUAAUGAUGUGCAAAUAAACAUUGGCAGCCUUUAUUACGCGUGUAUGUAUGUAUGUAUCAUAGCCGGUUGCCAGUUACUGAAAUUCGAUCUUCUGUAAUCCGAGAGUCUCGGUCUCAUGUUUUCAAAACGUGAAAAGAACUUCGGUGCAUUUUUCUCAUAUUGCGAGCUAUUUAUUUAUUCAAACAGAGGAGGAUCACUUGUCUGUACGAUGUUAAAUAUUUUUAUAGUUUUUAAUAGUCACCCGUCAGAGGGUACACUAGAUUUUCUACGGCGCUGUAUCUACUUCAAGUUUCUGGCACACUGUAACCGCACGCAUUGACGUACGUCACGUACUGAUCAUGUAUCUAUCGAACAAUCGUAAGUGUAAUAUAAUUGCGUCUUGUUAAUAUGUUCACUGGCUUAAGGACUAUUUGUAAAAAGUGUUUAGCAUUUAACGGAUAAACUGUGAAAUAAUUGUGGCAGUACAAUAAUCAUACGGUUCGACCCAUUAAAGGCACUAAUGGAACGCGUUCUCUAUUUUUUUUCGGCGACGAAUUGUUAAUAUGCUUUCUCGAACCGAAACGCCGGACUGUAUAUACAUAUACAGUGUCAGGGAACGACAAUAUUUGUUUCGGCACAGGUGUCUCUCUUGUGUUAAACGCAUCUCAAUUUCUAUUCACUCUCGUCGGAAUGCCUCGCGGGACCAAAUACGUUCACGGAAAGCACAGGAACUCGCACACUCUCGUAACUUUUAAGUAUCCUAUCAGGUAGUCGCGUUUGGUACACGCUCUCUUGCCAUGGUAACACCCUCUCAUCGGAGCGUUACAGCGAUUCACAUGGCACGAGGUGCACGCUUUACGUUUCCGUUCCUCUUCAGAGAACACUCACCCGAUUCAAUUGCCCUGAUCAUGUAUUUAUAUGUACUUGAAUAAACGUUUCAAGCCGUUCUCGUA